GGUUUGGACCCUGCAGGCCCAGGGUUUGGCGGGAAACGGGUGAGGAACUUCUGUCGUCUGGACAAAUCCGAUGCAACUUUUGUUGACGUCAUACACACUGACGGUGAACUGAUCGCAAUGGGAGGACUUGGGCUCACGGAUGAGCUUGGCCACCAAGAUUUCUAUCCCAACGGGGGGAUGGACAUGCCCAAUUGCUACUUCAGCAUCAUCUGCGACCAUAUGAAAGCCAUUGCAUACUACACCGAGAGCAUCUCCAAGCGUACCCCAUGCCGCUUCAGGCCCACCACGUGGGCACCUAAAUGGGACAACUACAAGAAGGGAAUACAAACUCGGGACUGUCGGAAUAUGGCUUGCCCCGAUAUGGGGUACACUGCAUCAAGCUUCCAACCCUUGGUGACAGAGCAUUCACAACUCCUGCCUCAAAACUAUGGAAUAAUCUACCCAGAUUUCUUCGCAACCAGCAGUCUCUAA
Strongylocentrotus purpuratus (purple sea urchin) is the source of this 471-nucleotide messenger RNA. Its product is annotated as pancreatic lipase-related protein 2-like. The record is from RefSeq and is a predicted model, not a curated record. The transcript has 3 exons. Bases 118 to 471 code for a protein of 117 amino acids. Gene Ontology annotation, molecular function: lipase activity. Lineage: Eukaryota; Metazoa; Echinodermata; Echinoidea; Camarodonta; Strongylocentrotidae.